Molecule: messenger RNA, 711 nt
Organism: Umbelopsis ramanniana AG
Lineage: Eukaryota; Fungi; Mucoromycota; Umbelopsidomycetes; Umbelopsidales; Umbelopsidaceae
Exons: 2
Coding region: 124-609 (161 amino acids)
Source: RefSeq, a predicted model, not a curated record
GUGGCGAGCGUGGCCAGGACUCCAAGACUGCAAUGACGCAAAUAUUCCGCCCCAACUAUGCAAGAAAUGUUCUAAUUGAUUGGCGCUGCUUGUUUCUUCUUCAUAUAACAAAAAAUAAUCACUAUGACCAAGAUCAAUGUAUUCACGGAUAACUCAACUGAUUCCAAGAGAAUAGCUCCUCUGUUGGAAGAAGGCAUCCAGGCGGUUGGAGGACACACUGUUCAAGUCAAAGAUAUUGCUCAUCAACCACAAACUGCGGCUGCUACAGAUUUUAGCGAGUCUCAUGCAAAGAAUCUGGAUAUCGACCUUCUUCUCGCAGAUGCCUUUCUCUUUUCAACCACUGGCGCCCUGUCAGUCUUUGAAAAGCAUUUUUUUUCGAACGACCCCAAUGAUGAAAAGCCGUUAGAAGGCAAGCUGCUCGGCGUGGUAUUGUCAGAUAAAACAACCUUCGAUCAAGGCAUAUCACAUCCCUUGGAUAACAAGCUGUUGGACAGACUUACCGCCCAUGGUCUUCAAUACGCUCCAAUCAAAGUCAAUGGUCACUCCGAUGAAGACCUCAAGCACGCUGGAAAACUGUUUGGCGAGGCUGCCCGUGAGCUAAAAGGAUAAAGUGUUCUUAUGUUCUGUCUGCAUUUCAAGUGAACCCCAGGGAGGAAGUCUUUGCAUAAUUUGGUGUUUUCUACAGAUCAGCACUGAAAGGUAUCACAGAUU